AUGACCCUCAUUGCCCUCUUCAUCAGCAUCUUGACGGGGCGCCAGGACGGAUUCACACUAAUACCUUGGAGAGCCGGUAGAUGUUUGGCGUGGGAUGUUACGGUCCCUGGCACCCUUGCCGAACGAUAUGUAAACCUGACAAGUAAAGAAUGCGGUUUGGCCGCGGCCAGGGCAGCGGACGAGAAAAUGAAAAAAUAUGGGAAUGCCCUCCCCUCGAUGGAAUUCUUCAAUUCAAUUCAAUUCAAUAAUGAGUUUAUUCAGCAAAAAGUAACACGCAACAACACUUACCUUCUCACCUCAUUCCCACAACAACACAUAAUAUUAGAAAGCCUCUUAACAACAGUUCCACCAUUUAGCCCAUCCUGA
This is a messenger RNA of Helobdella robusta, 366 nucleotides long. RefSeq lists its product as hypothetical. NCBI's taxonomy places the organism in Eukaryota, Metazoa, Annelida, Clitellata, Rhynchobdellida, Glossiphoniidae. The transcript has 4 exons. Bases 1 to 366 code for a protein of 121 amino acids. The record is from RefSeq and is a predicted model, not a curated record.